AUGAAGAUUUUAGGGGGAGAUUUGGAGCAAAGUGCUGGGCAAGUGGUUUUAGAUCCUAAUGAGCGGAUUGGUAAACUACGUCAAGAUCAAUUUGCAUUUGAAGACAUGCGUGUCUUGGAUGUGGUGAUGAUGGGGCAUGUUGAAAUGUGGGCUGCUGCUGCGGAAAGGGAUGCGAUCUAUGCCAAUGCUGAUGCUUCAGAAGAAGAUUACAUGCUAGCUGCCGAGCUUGAAGCCAAAUAUGCCGAAUAUGGUGGCUAUGAAGCUGAAAGUAAGGCUGGAGAGCUACUGAUAGGGGUGGGUAUACCGACGUUUUAUUGUUAG
Molecule: messenger RNA, 321 nt
Organism: Darwinula stevensoni
Lineage: Eukaryota; Metazoa; Arthropoda; Ostracoda; Podocopida; Darwinulidae
Source: the annotation of a GenBank genome assembly